UCAAAUAUAAUAAAUGUCCGUCUUUUCCUAAAACCCGGAUCACUUGCAUGGUAUGAGAAUGUUUGCACUUUCAGGCUGGUCGUUACUCUGUGUCACCUUAGCUGUGACACUAGCUUUGCCACCAGAUGGCCGAGUAGACUACACAGGACACAAAGUGAUCAAGGUGGUGCCUGAAGAAAAAGAGCAGACGACAGUUAUCCUCAAUCUACGUCAAGAAUAUCAGGUGGACUUGUGGAAUGAACCAUACUAUCUUGGAGUUCCAGUGUUGAUUCGUGUGGCACCAGAGGUUGCUCAGAAUGUUGAAUCUAAGCUAAUGGAUGCAAAUAUGCCAUUUACAGUAGUGUAUGAGGAUUUACAAAGCGCUAUACAAAUGGAGCAGGCGCAAAACAAACCACAGUACAGUAGUGAAAUGCCCGCUUCCAGCUUAAAUCUCGGGAGUUACCACAGACUCGAAGAAAUCUAUACCUACAUACAGAAUAUUGCAUCAGCCAAUCCAAGUAUCGCAUCAACAAUGAAUUUUGGAAAAACCUAUGAAAACCGACCCAUCUUGGGAAUUAAGAUUUCAGGAGGAAGUUCUUCAAACAAGCCAGUGAUCUUUUUGGAAUUUGGAAUUCAUUCCCGAGAGUGGGUUUCUACAGCUUGUGGUAUUUGGAUAGUUAAUGAGGUAAGUCUUCUGCAGCUUGUGGUAUUUGGAUAG
Limulus polyphemus (Atlantic horseshoe crab) is the source of this 697-nucleotide messenger RNA. Its product is annotated as carboxypeptidase A1-like. The record is from RefSeq and is a predicted model, not a curated record. Gene Ontology annotation, biological process: proteolysis. The coding region runs from base 53 to 697 and encodes 214 amino acids. Gene Ontology annotation, molecular function: metallocarboxypeptidase activity; zinc ion binding. Lineage: Eukaryota; Metazoa; Arthropoda; Merostomata; Xiphosura; Limulidae. The transcript has 6 exons.